CAAUCAAACUGCUGCCAUGCAUCCAACCUCACUGCUCUCCAUCUUGGUCUCACUGUUCAUCUUCCAUCAACGGGUACAUGCCGAGUGUGAGCCGGUGGCGUGCGGGAACUUCACCAUCAAGUACCCGUUCUGGCUCGGCGCGCCCAGCCGUCCCCCGCCGGAGCCCUCCUGCGGCCACCCGGCCUUCGAGCUCUGGUGCCCCGCCAACACCACGUCGGCUUCCAUGAGAGGCUCCGCCAUCCAAGUCCUAAGCAUCGACUACGACGCCAGCAGCUUCGUUGCCUCCCACAGCAGGUUCGCCGGGGGCACCAACACCAGCGUGUGCCGCGCCGACUUCAACAUGUCGUCCAGCCUAGCUCUCGCCCCGUUCAGGAUCAGCCCCAGCAAUAUGGCCUUGUGCCUUCUCUUCGACUGCAACGGGAGAGAACCGCGUGGGCGCGAGUACGUGAACGCCACCGCCAGCUGCGAUAAACCCAUCUAUGCGUACCUCCGCAGGAGCUACGACCGGGACACACCACCGUCGAUCCCCACUGGUUCCUGCACCUACACGUACCUGCCGGUACUCGGGUCGGAGGCGACAGUCUCGACGGCAGCCAACUAUAGCCGGCUGCUGAAGGCCGGGUUCAACCUGGAUUGGGCAGGCACCGGCAGCGAGGACUGCCCAACCUGCAUCGCCAGCGGCGGCCAGUGUCGGUACAGCAACUCGACCGCGGCGUUCGGUUGCCUCUGCCCCGGCGACGGGAAGCUGCGUGGCUCGACAUGCGCCGGUGCGACGCCAACGGCACAGCCUCCCUGGACGUACCAGAUCCUGGAGAUCUCUUACGGAGACAACGGCACCUUCCAGGUCACCAACCUCGAUCUCUUGGAUAGCACCUGCGACGUCGUGCUCUGUGUGAACUCUUCUUCGGGCCUCGGCCUCGCGCCCUUCUGCAUCAGCGCUGCCAACCAGGAGCUCCUCUUCCUCUACAACUGCAUCACCCUGCACACGCAGCCGCCGCCGCCUACAUGGGCGCCUUUGAAAAAAGAUGCACCGGUUCAGUUCUGUAGACAAGUACUCUUCGAUUUCGGCACACUAAGGCUUCGUUUGGUUGUUGGGGUUUCCUUCCCCACGGACGGACGCGCGCGCCUACUCCUCUCCCCGGGCCCGCCGGUCGGUGGCAGCCACCACCAUUUCCACUCAUUUUCCCCAAAAACACUAUCGCCCCGCGCGCACUCGCUCCCGCCCCAACCAGCCAUGGACGACGCCAUCGACCUCGACGCCGCCGCCGGCCUCGCCACCCUCGCCUCGUCCGGCACCGCCGCCCCCGCCGGGAAAGGCAAGCCUCUUGCCCCGUGCAAGACGGCCGCAGCGGCCCCGAGGAAGCCAAAGAAGGCGCUGACGCCUGAACAACGGGCAUGCGAGUCAGCCAAGAGGAAGGGCUCGAGGCAUGCCGUGAACGCGAGGGAUGAGGCCGCCCCGCAGCAGGAGCACGGCCUCGUCCAAGCCGCUGUUGCCGCGGCCAACACCGGCUCGUCGGUGUUUCCUCGGAUGGUGUUGCCCGACUCGCCCCGCGCGUCGGCUUGCAACCUGAUCCCCGGCUUCCACGUCUACCAACAGGCCUCCCACCUCUCCGGGGAGUGCUCGCCCGAAGCAGCCUUCAGGCGUGAUCAGGUCGACAUCGACCUGGACGGCUUCCCCCUCGACCACGAGUUCCCGGAAGACUACGGGCUAGAGGAAAAGGACGAGUGCGACAUCGAAUGGCAAAAGAAAUUAAACCACCGAUGGUAUGGAAAUCAUAGUAUUACAACUUCUGGUUUACCAAAGGAAAUAACAUUUGCUUCCAUCUCAGCUUUGACAUCAGCAGCUACAACCUUGCUCUUGCCAUGCCUUUAUGUGCUGAUAUGGCACAGAAAGGGGAAAAGACUAUGGUUUCUCCUUUGCAAGAAGAACAGCAGCAACACUGAAAAGAAUUACGAGGCCAUGAUAGUAUCCUAUGGAUCCCUAGCUCCAAAAAGAUACACAUACUCAGAGGUAAUGAAGAUAACUUCUUCUCGCAAUAAUCAGCUUGGAAAAGGUGGAUAUGGUGUGGUUUUCCAAGGGAGACUAUAUGAUGAUCGUUUGGUUGCUGUCAAAUUCUUGCAUGACUGCAUAGGAAAUGGUGACGAGUUUGUGAAUGAGGUCAUGAGCAUUGGCAGGACCUCUCAUGUUAACAUUGUUAACUUAUUUAGGUUUUGUUUGGAGCGAUCAAAACGAGCUCUUAUAUAUGAGUACAUGCCCAACGGUUCCUUGGAUAAGUACAUUUACUCAGAGAACCCCAAAGAAAUUUUAGGAUGGGAGAGGCUCUAUGCAAUAGCACUCGGGAUUGCUCGUGGCCUCGAAUACUUGCACCAUAGCUGUAAUACACGUAUCGUCCAUUUUGAUAUCAAGCCCCAAAAUAUCCUUCUAGACAAGGAUUUUAACCCGAAGAUUGCUGAUUUUGGUCUAGCUAAAUUGUGUCAUACAAAGGAGAGCAAGCUUUCAAUGACUGGUGCUAGAGGAACAAUUGGAUUCAUCGCUCCAGAAGUUCACUCUCGAACAUUUGGAGUGGUUUCAACAAAGUCAGAUGUUUAUAGUUAUGGAAUGAUGCUUUUGGAGAUGGUUGGAGGAAGGAGAAAUGUAAAAUCAAUUGUUGCAAAAUCCAGUGAAAAGUAUUUUCCAGACUGGAUUUAUGAUCACUUUGCGCAAGAUGAUGGAUUACAAGCAUGUGAAGUCAUAGGAGAAACUGAAGAAAUCGCAAGAAAGAUUACAUUAAUUGGAUUGUGGUGCGUACAGAUAUUGCCUGCAUAUCGUCCUACCAUAACCAAAGUUCUAGAAAUGUUCGAGAGAAGCUCAGAUGACAUGGACAUGCCACCGAAGCAAAACUUCUCUGGAUUGCUGGAAAGUUCAGCUCACAAUAUGGAUGUACAAAGUUCAAGUUCUAACAAAUCUGAGGAGAUCAGCCUUGUGAAUUAAAAAAUCCUACAAAAAUCGCCAACUCUUUGAGCAGAUAGGCCAUGUGAAUCAAAGGACCUACAUUCAUUUCCAACACUGUGAGAAGAUGGCCUGUACUAGAGUACAUUCAGAAACUGAACAAGCGCAUCGAAAUUCCGCAUUGUAGUAGAACAUAUUCCAUGUAUGCAUGACCUAGAAUCAAGAGCAUCCACAUGCCAGCGUCUGAAUUCUGAUGAGUUUUGUGUUCUAACUGCUAAAAGCAUCGGAGGCAAACAGCUACCAAGGCCUUCUUGACUGUAAAUUUCCCCCAAAACUGAAUAUAUGCGAUUAGGCUCUAACUACAGCCCCUAAAAUUUCAGAAUCCGGAUGCAUAC
Molecule: messenger RNA, 3324 nt
Organism: Triticum dicoccoides
Lineage: Eukaryota; Viridiplantae; Streptophyta; Magnoliopsida; Poales; Poaceae
Exons: 8
Coding region: 17-2971 (984 amino acids)
Biological process (GO): protein phosphorylation
Molecular function (GO): polysaccharide binding; protein kinase activity; ATP binding
Source: RefSeq, a predicted model, not a curated record